UAAGGUCUGGAGGUAGUAUACUGACAAGGUCACUAUCCAAUGAUCAGACUAUAGCCCUCAAGUACAGACUCCGGACAAACUAUCCAACGAUCCACCCGCAUCGCAACCAUCAUCAGUGUCUCAUCGAGCCGAAUGUCUCGCCCCCAAGUACCCUAACACCCUAGCACCCUGGUUCAGGCCUCGGGCACAUGGCUAGAAAGAGUUGUCUCUCCACUGACUUGGGGAACCCCCCCCAUGUGAGCGUCCCCGCCCCCGCAAUCGCGUGUUGGAGGAUCGAGUAGUCUAGUCUUGGAUGCAACCGGCAUAUUUAAACGACGAUAGUAUCAACACCCUAUUGGUUAUCAUCACAUACCUAAAGUACCUUGGUUAUCCAGUCGCAAUUCUGGUAUUCUAAAUACCUACUCUGCAACGAGGGGGGCUCUCCAUUGCAUCUUUGUACGCUUCGGGAUAUUUCUUCUGCGCCUUGAUUAUCAAGAUGGCAACUAACGGUCACACCAAUGGCGCAGCAGAGCGACCUAAGACGGGCGUGAAAGUCAUAGUGGUUGGUGCUGGAUUCGGUGGCUUAGGAGCAGCAAUAGAGUGCCAUAGACAAGGUCACGAUGUCGAGAUAUACGAAGCCUUUCCCGAACUGAAAACACUUGGUGAUAUUAUCUCAUUUGGGCCGAACGCGGGAAGAAUAUUCCAUCGCUGGUCAGAUGGAGAAGUUGUCAAGCGCAUGCGACCUCUAAGCAUCGACCUAAGAAAAUAUGGCUUCAACAUUCAUAAAUACGACACUGGUGAAAUUGUCAUCAACCAGAAGACGCCGGAAUAUUCUCAAGAGGCCCCGAAUUUCAAUGGCCACAGAGGCGAGUUGCAUGAAGUAGUUUUCAACUACGCAAGGGACGACCUACAAAUACCGAUCCACCUAGGACAUAAGAUCCAGACAUAUUUCGAGGAGGAUAAACAAUCUGGUAUCGUGUUGGAAAGUGGCGAAAAGAUUGCUGCUGAUGUAGUCAUCGCAUCCGACGGAGUACGUUCAAAGGCACGAAAAUCUGUCCUAGGCUACGAAGAUAAGCCAAAGAGCAGCGGAUACGCUGUCUGGAGAGCAUGGUUCCCGAAUAAGGACAUGCUCGCCGAUCCGGAGACCGCCCAAUUCUGUAGUAACGGCGAUACAUUUAAUGGUUGGAUCGGACCGGAUAUGCACUUCCUAUUUAGUACGAUAAAGGACGGCUCUGACUGUUGUUGGGUCUUGACUCACCCCGACGAGCACGACAUAGACGAAUCCUGGAGUUUCCCCGGGAAACUUUCGGAAGUAAAGGAGGCCUUGAAAGAUUGGGAUCCGAUGUGCACUCGAAUUAUCUCCAAGACACCCGAGAGUAUGCUUGUGGAUUGGAAAUUGGUUUAUAGAGACCCGUUACCCACCUGGGUUAGUCCUUCCGGGCGAAUCGUACUCCUUGGAGACUCGGCACAUCCAUUCCUACCUACAAGCGCUCAAGGAGCUACACAGGCGCUUGAGGACGGCGUGGUCAUCGCAGUAUGUUUGCGCCGUGGCGGAAAGGAAAAUAUUCCAACUGCCGUUAGAGCACAUGAGAAGAUUAGAUACGAGCGCGUGCGCGCAACCCAGAAGACUGGUGAAAGCACACGAGACAUGUGGCACAAGACGGACUGGGAGAAGGUCAAGAAGAAUCCCGAGAUAAUCCAGUUCCCGAGGCAAGAUUGGAUUUUCGACUUUGACGCGGAGAAGAACGCCGAAGAGACAUACGAUGAUGUCGUCAAGGAAAUACUCGCUGCUGCAUAGACCUAGAACGUAGAUGUGUGAAUUGAAUCAAUUGUUA
This is a messenger RNA of Hypoxylon trugodes, 1814 nucleotides long. RefSeq names its product FAD/NAD(P)-binding domain-containing protein. The record is from RefSeq and is a predicted model, not a curated record. NCBI's taxonomy places the organism in Eukaryota, Fungi, Ascomycota, Sordariomycetes, Xylariales, Hypoxylaceae. Gene Ontology annotation, biological process: secondary metabolite biosynthetic process. Bases 476 to 1777 code for a protein of 433 amino acids. The transcript is spliced from 4 exons. Gene Ontology annotation, molecular function: monooxygenase activity; FAD binding.